This is a messenger RNA of Aphanomyces invadans, 780 nucleotides long. RefSeq lists its product as hypothetical. The record is from RefSeq and is a predicted model, not a curated record. The transcript has a single exon. NCBI's taxonomy places the organism in Eukaryota, Oomycota, Saprolegniomycetes, Saprolegniales, Verrucalvaceae. Bases 1 to 780 code for a protein of 259 amino acids.
AUGAUUGAAUUCAACCGUGUCGCUGGGAUGGUCUGGAUCGGGCGUCCGCUCGUCUUCCUGCGAGGAAUCACCGCCAUUUGCUUGCUUUCGACCUCGAAACUCGACAUGGUUCUGUCCUCGAAUUCGGUGGUCACGCACAUGGUGUCUCCGCCUCGAUUUUGGGUCACCACGUUCAUGUCGUGCGGCGAAAUGGCGUGGCUCGUCUACAUCAUCAAUGACGUGUUUUCACCCCUGACCAAGCAGUUUACGUACUCGUACUCGUACAAGAGUUCGAACCUGGUGUGGCUGACCACAUUCGUUUGGAGCAUGGUAUCGCCUCCCGAGCACAGCAUCACGAUCAAUCGAGAGUGCUCGAUCGACAUUGUGGACUUCCAACUCGUGUGUCGCAGUGGUGUGCUCGAAAUUGGCAGUGUGACUCGCUUCGGGGGCCUCAUUGGCCUCGCGUUUGGCUGUUGCUUGCUCUGUUAUGUUCUCGAACGGGUGAUGUACCCGCGACUACAGUUUCGCCUUUCCACCCACUCGCUCAUGCUACACGCUGCCGCGCGAAACAAUUUUGAAUUUGACCGAUGGACGCAUCGACACGUAAACUACCUGGACAAAGCAUCCGCCGUGCUCAACGGUCUCCUCAGCGUCCAAGUUGGCCACAUUAUUUGCAUAUUCGACGUCAAAACAUGGAGGCUGUAUGACGUUGACGUGUCUAUUGACUACCACAAUGCUCUGAAAUACCAAGAGGAUGCCCAUCACUGGUACCUCCAUCGGGCAAUUCCUCUCGCGGAAUAG